AUGAACGGUGCAAUUGAGUUCACAAGCCGUGUUCGUUUGCAGGAUUAUCUUGCCGUAGUGAAUGGAGGCGUUCCUGAAACAACAGAACUUCUGAAGGAACGAUUCGAUCACAUUAUGUACACUGGCUGUCCCCCAGUAGGGAAAAUCGUCAUGGCGGCAGCCGCUAAGCAUCUAACCCCCGUCACAUUGGAACUUGGAGGGAAAUGUCCUGUUGUGGUCGAAGACGACGCUGAUAUCGAGAAGACAGCUAGACGAUUAGUUUGGGGAAAAUGGCUGAACUGCGGUCAGACAUGCCUCGCACCGGAUUACCUUAUGGUUUCGGCGACGACUAAACCCAAGCUUAUUGACGCUGUGCGAAGAACGAUUGUGGAAUUCUACGGUAGUGAUGUGAAAGCCAGCAACGAUUAUCCAAGAAUCAUCAGUCAAAGGCACUACGACCAUAUUUUUAUCUUGCCAUUUUUAGUCGACUCAGUUCACUUUCUGGACUCAACCAAGGGAACGGUUCUCUAUGCCGGCGGUGAAAGGGAUCGAAACGACCUGUUCAUACCGCCAACGAUCUUGGACGUCAAGGCAGACGAUCCCUUCAUGCAUGAUGAGAUUUUUGGCCCGGUGCUCCCCGUGCUCACAGUCAGCGACCUAAACGAAGCCAUUGAUCAUAUUAAUGACGGUGAAAAACCCCUUGCGGCAUACAUUUUCACUCGAAGUGACGCAAAGGCAAAGCGAUUCUACACUGAGACGAGCAGCGGCGGAGUAACCAUCAACGACGUCAUCAUGCACGUAACUGUUGAUACUCUACCAUUUGGCGGCGUUGGAAAUUCCGGAAUGGGGCGAUAUCGUGGCAAAUACGGGUUCGACACAUUUACACACGAAAAAGCAGUACUGAAACGAGGUUUCUUCGGCGAAUCCCUCUUGAGUUCUCGAUAUCCACCCGUGUCGGAGGCGAAAUUGAAACAGAUGAAACGUCUCGUUGGCACGCGCCGAGCAAUUCCGUCAAUGUUCAACUGGAUAUCGGGCAUACCGGUAAUUGUCGUCUCUGUCGUUCUUGGAAUGUUACUGCAGGUGAGAUUCCGCCUGCUCAAGGGUAGUUGA
Cooperia oncophora is the source of this 1089-nucleotide messenger RNA. NCBI's taxonomy places the organism in Eukaryota, Metazoa, Nematoda, Chromadorea, Rhabditida, Trichostrongylidae. The record is from the annotation of a GenBank genome assembly.